Messenger RNA from Staurois parvus, 427 nucleotides. The record is from the annotation of a GenBank genome assembly. NCBI's taxonomy places the organism in Eukaryota, Metazoa, Chordata, Amphibia, Anura, Ranidae.
CACGGAUCACAGAAAGAGUCGAAGAUGUUGGCUCGGUCAUGUGAUCAGCUGUGUCCAAUCACAGCUGAUCACAUGUACACUGAUCAUCAGGACACUGAUGAUCAGUGUGCCCUGAUGAUCAGUGUAGCCCCAGCAGUGCCACCUGUCAGUGUCCAUCAGUGCCUUAUGUCAGUGCUCAUCAGUGCCUUGUGCCAGUGCCCAUCAGUGCCACAUAUCAGUGCCUACCAGUGCACAUCAAUGCCACAUAUCAGUGCCCAUCUGAGCUGCCUUUCAGUGUCACCCAUCAGUGCCACCUAUCAGUGCUGCUAAUCAGUGCCACCUAUCAGUGCCUGUCAGUGCCGCCUAACAGUGCCAGUCAGUGCCGCCUAUCAGUGCCAUAUAUCAGUGCCAUGUAUCAGUGCUGCCUUUCAGUGCCCAUCAGUGAUGC